This is a messenger RNA of Ostertagia ostertagi, 756 nucleotides long. Lineage: Eukaryota; Metazoa; Nematoda; Chromadorea; Rhabditida; Trichostrongylidae. The record is from the annotation of a GenBank genome assembly.
AUGCUCCUUUCGGAAGUGAUUCGAUGUGUUGUGAAUGAAGUUAGCAUUCAGUUCAACCUAUGGCUCACAGGAACUGCCAAAUUGCAGGUGUGUUUGGUGGAUGAAUCAACGCCGUCUCUUCUGGACUGCCAGCCGGCCACAUCAGGUCCAGUUGUCGUUGAUCUGCCUCGGAUUGUAAGACCGUUUCGAAUCGCUCUUCGAGCAGAAUCUCCUGAUCAGGCAUGGUUAUCGUGGAUGACAUCAGGCGAUUUAUGUCCCUCAGUACUCCGACAAUACUCCUCCAAAUCGUACCAUCCGUUGGCUGAUCAACCAGACCCGAACGCUUGUCGCCUCCUUUCGUGCGAUUUCCUGCGAGGGCACGCUUGUCUCUACGACUCGAGCCGAAUUCAAAACAGCGCCGGACAUGAUGUGAUUGAUCAUUCAGCAGUUACACGGCUCGACGCUUUUCACAACAUUGCAAUUCUCGAGUCACCCGUUUUCCAUCUCAAUACCAUCGCUCGAUUGCACUUCACAUAUACUGUAGAGGGAGACGUAGUCUUUUUCGUCUGCAACGACAGCGCCAACAAAGAAUUAGAAAGUUGCUUCAAAGUUGAGGGACGGCAAGGUGAAGACUACAUUGAAAUGCUACCGAGUGACACAAAGGUUUACCUUAUCGCAAAGCUAACCGAUAGUCCGACUGCCAGUGGGUCCAGAUCAGGAAGGCUCAGCAUACACAAACUUCAGCUCACAGAUGUACAGGAUGUCAAUGCGUGCUAA